Anas platyrhynchos (mallard) is the source of this 12448-nucleotide messenger RNA. It is a transcript of the gene LAMA5, whose product is annotated as laminin subunit alpha 5. Lineage: Eukaryota; Metazoa; Chordata; Aves; Anseriformes; Anatidae. Gene Ontology annotation, cellular component: basement membrane. The record is from RefSeq and is a predicted model, not a curated record. Gene Ontology annotation, molecular function: signaling receptor binding; extracellular matrix structural constituent. Gene Ontology annotation, biological process: regulation of embryonic development; axon guidance; tissue development.
CCGGGGCGCACAGCCGGGGCUGGGGCUCGGGGGAAGCCGCUGCUCGCCCCCGCUGCCUCCGGGGAAGAUGGCGAGGGAGGCCGAGGAGGGAGGCGAGAGGCUGGGGAGGGUGUUGAGAGGGUUACUGGGGAUACUGGUGCUACUGGUGGUGCCGCCCGCCGCCGCCGCCGCCAGCCCCGCAGCUUCGUUCCCCGGAGACGUGAACGGGCACAGCCUGCACCCGCCCUACUUCAACCUGGCCGAGGGCACCCGCAUCUCCGCCACCGCCACCUGCGGGGAGGAGGCGGUGGGAGCCGGCAGCCGCCGAGCCGUGGAGGAUCUGUACUGCAAGCUGGUCGGGGGGCCGCUGGCCGGGGGGGACCCCAACCAGACCAUCCAGGGCCAGUACUGUGACAUCUGCUCCUCGGCGAACAGCAACAAGGCGCACCCCAUAACCAACGCCAUCGAUGGGACAGAGCGCUGGUGGCAGAGCCCCCCACUGUCCCGGGGGCUGGAGUUCAACCAGGUCAACGUCACUCUGGACCUUGGACAGCUCUUCCACGUGGCGUAUGUCCUGAUCAAAUUUGCAAAUUCUCCUCGUCCUGACCUCUGGGUGCUGGAGCGAUCUACUGACUUCGGCCUUACCUACGAGCCCUGGCAGUAUUUUGCCUCUUCCAAGAGGGACUGCAUUGAGAAGUUUGGACUGCACACCGUGGAUCGUAUCACCAAGGACGACCACGCUAUCUGCACUACUGAGUAUUCCCGGAUCGUGCCUUUAGAAAAUGGGGAGAUUGUUGUCUCUCUCGUAAACGGGCGCCCAGGAGCCAUGAACUUCUCCUACUCUCCUCUCCUGCGGAAUUUCACAAAAGCCACCAACAUCAGACUGCGCUUCCUGCAGACAAACACGCUGCUUGGGCACCUGAUGGGCAAAGCUUUAAGGGACCCUACAGUGACCAGGAGGUAUUACUACAGCAUCAAAGAUAUCAGCAUUGGAGGGCGCUGUGUCUGCCAUGGCCAUGCAGAUGUCUGUGAUGCCAAAGACCCCAACGACCCUUACAGGCUGCAGUGCGACUGCCAGCACAACACCUGCGGAGGGUCCUGCGAUCGCUGCUGCCCGGGCUUCAACCAGUUCCCGUGGAAGCCUGCCACUGCCGACAGCGCAAACGAAUGCCAGCCUUGCAACUGCAAUGGCCACGCCUAUGACUGCUAUUACGACCCCGAGGUGGAUCGCCACAAAGCCAGCAAGAGUCGUGAAGACAGAUACGAAGGAGGAGGUGUCUGCAUUGACUGCCAGCAUCACACCACUGGCAUUAACUGUGAGAGGUGCAUCCCAGGAUACUACCGCUCCCCUGACCACCCGAUCGACUCUCCCUACAUUUGCUAUCGCUGUAACUGCGAGUCUGACUUCACCGAUGGCACCUGUGAGGACCUCACCGGCCGCUGUUACUGCAAGCCCAAUUACACCGGGGAGCGCUGCGAUGCCUGUGCCGAGGGAUACCUCGACUUCCCCCACUGCUACCCUGUUCCAGCUUUUGCUUACAACGAUACCGGAGAACAAGUGCUCCCUGCGGGACAGAUAAUAAACUGUGAUUGCUACGCCGGUGGGACGGAAGGCAACGCCUGUCGCAAGGACCCUCGGGUGGGGAUGUGCGUGUGCAAACCCAACUUCCAGGGGACACACUGCGACCAGUGCGCUCCAGGCCACUACGGACCCAGCUGCCAGCCCUGCCAGUGCUCCGGCCCCGGUCAGUACGAUGGCACUUGUGACAGCGAGACAGGACAGUGUCUGUGUCGAACGGGAUUUGAAGGGCACUCGUGUGAUCAGUGCGCUCCCGGCUACUUCAACUACCCGCUGUGCCAGCUGUGCGGCUGCAGCGCUGUCGGGACGCUGCCGGGAGGCUGCGACUCCUCCGGGAGGUGUUUCUGCAGGCCUGAGUUUGCCGGGCCAAGGUGUGAGCAGUGCAGCGCUGGGCACCACUCCUACCCCCACUGCUACGCCUGUUCCUGUGAUUCCCGAGGUGCGGUGGACAACAACUGCAGCCCAGCUGGCCAGUGCCGAUGCCAGGCGAAUUUUGCAGGGCACACCUGCAGCCAGUGCGCCCUGGGCUUCUACGGCUACCCCAGCUGCACACCUUGCCAGUGCUCCAGGGAGGGCUCUCUGCACAGCACGUGUGACCAGGAAACAGGGCAGUGCAGCUGCCGGCCCAAAGUGACGGGACAGCGCUGCGAUAGCUGCGUGCCAGGCGCCUAUGGAUUUCCACACUGUGAAGUGGGCUCCUGUAACCCUGCGGGGUUGAUGACUGCAGAUCCCUCACUGGCCCCGGGCUCCUGUGCGUGUCGGGCGUACGUUGAAGGCCCAGCUUGUGACAGAUGCAAGCCCUUGUACUGGAACCUGACUCCGGAGAAUCCCUACGGCUGCACGAGCUGCAAGUGUGAUACCAAGGGCACCAUCAGCGGAAUCGCAGAGUGCCAGCAGGGUGAUGGGCAGUGUUUCUGCAAACCGAACACCUGUGGCCAGUUCUGCUCAACAUGCAAGGAUGGCUACUUCAGCAUGGAGAAUGCAAAUUACUUUGGCUGCCAAGGCUGCCGCUGCGACGUUGGCGGGUCCCUGGGGCCAUCCUGCGAGGAGCGGAGCGGAGCCUGUCGCUGCCGUCAGAGCACACGCGGCCCCACCUGCUCUCAACCUGCCCGGGACCAUUAUUUCCCUGACCUUCACCACCUGAAAUUUGAGCUGGAGGAAGGGACCACGCCAGCCGGCCGGGCCGUGCGCUUUGGCUACAACCCCCUGGAGUUUGAGGGGUUCAGCUGGCGAGGAUACGCGCAGAUGUCCUCCAUCCAGCCCAAGGUAGUGGUGACCCUCAAUGUGACUUCCCCCGACCUCUUCCGCCUCGUCUUCCGCUACGUCAGCCGGGGGCCCGCCAGUGUGGAAGGGAGGGUCUCGGUCGUUGAGGAAGGAAAGUUUAAUGUUUGUGACAACUGUACAGAGCAGACCAAGCAGAUUGUCUUUGCACCCAGCACAGAGCCAGCCUUUGUCACCGUCCCCCAGAACAGCUUUGGGGAGCCAUUCGUACUCAACCCCAACACCUGGUCUCUGGUUGUUGAAGCAGAGGGUGUGCUGCUGGACUACCUGGUUUUGCUGCCCAGCUCAUACUAUGAAGCUCCAAUCCUGCAGCUAAAGGUCACGGAGCCCUGUACAUACCAACCAGCCCCAGAACAAGCUACCCAGAACUGCCUCUUGUAUAAGUACCUGUCUGUGGACGGCUUCCCUGCGGUGUCCGGGGUGGACGCGGUGUGCAGGCUGGAUAACCGCUUACCCAGAGGGUGUCCCACGGAGCAGCUCACGCUUUUCCAUCCCUGGAUGGCGACGUGCAGCGGCAACGAUGUGGAAGUCCAGUUGUCGCUGCCUAUUGCUCAGCCCGGACAAUACGUGCUGCUGGUGGAGUACGCCAACACCAACGCUUUGCAGACAGUCGGCGUUGCUGUCAGCUCGCCACACCUGGCCAUGCAGCAGGGCACCUUCACCUUCUACCCGUGUGUCUACAGUUUCCUUUGUCGAGGGAUUGCUGUAGAUUCCCAGAGCCGCUUGGCAACUUUUGAACUUACCUCAGAGGCCACAAUUCGGUUCAUCGCUGAUCUGGCUGACUUCUUCCUGCACAAGGUGUACCUCGUACCCGCUGCUCAGUUCACCAUGGAGUUUGUCGAGCCAAAGGUGCAUUGCAUCAGUGUCCAUGGCACGUUCUCAUCCAACAGCAGUUCCUGCAUUCCCUCAAGGUUUAUGAAGCUUUCCCAGUCAAUCAUUUUGGAGGGGGGGCAGGCUCUGCCCAUUGCCUCUGAUGUUCCCCUGGCUCAGGCAGUCCAUGUGGUUCCAGCCGGGGUCCCGCUGGAGCCUGCACCUCGGCCUCCCACAGCUGUGGACCCCACUGCAAAACUCAUCCUCCUGCAACAGCCCCAGGAUGCUGUUGUGUUCAACAGCCGAAUUCAGAACCUGGGACGCUACGCCUUCAUCCUGCACUACUACCAGCCCAACCACCCCACCUUCCCUGUGGAAGUGUUAAUCAACGGGGGGCGCAUCUGGCAAGGUCAGACCAAUGCGACCUUCUGUCCCCAUGGCUAUGGGUGCCGGAGCCUGGUAGUUUCUGAGGACCAGAUUAUCCUGGACGUUACUGAUAAUGAUCUGACUGUGGUGGUUCGAGUGCCAGAGGGCAAGCAGCUGUGGUUGGAUUACAUCCUUGUGGUGCCAGAAGACAGCUACAGCUCUCAGUACCUGCAGGAGGAACCCCUGGACAAGUCCUAUGACUUCAUCAGCAGCUGUGGCAUUAACAGCUUCUACAUCAAUCCCAGCACAUCGUCGAGGUUUUGCCGCGACUCUGCCAUCUCCCUGUCUCUCUUCUACAACAACGGGGCGCAGCCCUGCCAGUGCCAUGAGGCUGGGGCACGGGGCAGCCAGUGUGAGCCCUUUGGCGGGCAGUGUCCCUGCAAGUCCAACGUCAUCGGGCGAGAGUGCUCCCGCUGUGCCACCGGCUACUGGGGCUUCCCCAACUGCAGGCCCUGUGAUUGUGGGACACGUCUCUGUGACGAAGUGACGGGGCAAUGCAUCUGCCCUCCGCACACCCUGAAGCCGGAAUGCAUUGUCUGUGAGCCCCAGACCUUUGGCUGCCACCCCCUCAUCGGGUGCGAGGACUGCAAUUGCUCUCGGCAGGGCGUGCAGGAGCUGACAGAGCCAGGCUGCGAUGUGGACAGCGGGCAGUGCAGGUGCAAGCCCAAUGUCAUAGGGCGUCAGUGCGACCUCUGUGCCCCCGGCUACUACCACUACCCCAACUGCCAGCGCUGCGACUGCCACCCAGCUGGCACGGAAGCGAGCACGUGCGAUCCGGUCACAGGGCAGUGUCACUGCAAGGAAAACGUGGAGGGCCCGAGGUGUGACCAGUGCCGCCUGGGGACAUUUUCUUUGGAUGCCAGUAACCCCAAGGGUUGCACCAAGUGUUUCUGCUUUGGUGCGACCGAUCGCUGCCGCAGCGCUGAGAAGUACCGAGCUGAGUUCAUUGACAUGAACAGGUGGCUCUUGCUGAGCAGUGACCGCCAGGAAGUGCCAACAUCCCUGAGCCUGCAGGAGCAGCUCCUCCGCGCUGAUCUCAAGAACCUCCCAGAUGCCUAUCAGGAGCUCUACUGGGUUGCACCCAGCUCCUACCUCGGGGACCGGGUUUCCUCCUACGGUGGCCACCUGCGCUACGAGCUCCACUCCGACCCCCGGAGGGGCGACGUUUUCAUUCCAAUGGAGUCCCGCCCCGAUGUGAUCCUGAAGGGAAAUCAGAUGAGCAUCAUGUUUCUGGAAGGCUCCUACCCAUCCCCAGGGGGAGUACAUGAAGGUCAGCUGCAGCUGGUGGAGGGUAACUUCAGGCACACGGAGACGCACAACCCUGUGUCUAGAGAGGAGCUCAUGAUGGUGCUGGCAAACCUGGAGCAGCUGCAAAUACGGGCACUCUUCUCCCAACUCUCCUCAUCUGUGUCCCUGCGCCGUGUGGUCCUGGAGAUUGCAACGGAUACAGCUACGGGCAUCCAAGCCAGCAACGUGGAGUUGUGCUUUUGCCCAGCUAACUACCAGGGAGACUCCUGCCAGGAAUGUGCUCCAGGUUACUACAGGGACACCAAGGGGCUAUUUUUGGGAAAAUGCAUCCCAUGUCAUUGCAACGGCCACUCAGAUCAGUGCCUGCCAGGGUCUGGGAUAUGCCUUAACUGCCAGCACAACACAGAGGGAGACCACUGCGAGCAGUGCAAGGACGGCUACGUGGGCAGCCACUCUGCUGAAGGGUCCCUGCAGUGUGUCGGAUGUCCGUGUCCUCUUUCCGUUGCCUCCAACAAUUUUGCUGUCGGUUGUGUCCGCAAGGGCUCCAACAUGCAGUGCCUCUGCAAGCCGGGCUACGCGGGACCCAACUGUGAGCGGUGUGCCCCAGGAUACUACGGCAAUCCCUUGGUGAUUGGCAGUUCAUGCCAGCCCUGCGACUGCAGCAGGAACACGGAUCCCAACAUGCUCUUCAGCAGCUGCGACUCCCUGACGGGUGCCUGCACGGGGUGCAUGCACCACACAGCCGGUGCACGGUGCGAGGUCUGCGCCCCUGGCUUCUAUGGGGAUGCAGUGACAGCCAAGAACUGCACGCAGUGCAACUGUUCACCUUGCGGGACCGACUCAUGUCACCCACAGACUGGCCAGUGCUUCUGCAAGGCCGGGGUGACAGGCCAGCACUGCGACCGCUGCCAGGAGGGGUACUACGGCUUCGAGGGAUGCUCCGGCUGCCAGAGGUGCGACUGCGACGUCGGUGCUGUGGGGAGCAGCUGCCACGUGCAGACGGGACAGUGCAGCUGCCUGCCCGGCAGUCAGCGGCCUCGCUGCCAGCAGUGUGCCCCUGGCUACUGGGGCUUCAGCGAGAGGGGCUGCAGAAAGUGCGAGUGCAGAGGGGGCUCCUGUGACCCGCGCACCGGGGAGUGCACCUGCUCCAACGGGCUGACGGGGAAGCAGUGCGACGUCUGCAUGCACGACUACGAGAUCCCGGUGGCCAACGGCCCGGACAGCAUGAGGUGUGAAGUGUGUGAUAGCUGUGUCCUGCUUCUGCUGGAGGAUCUGCAGAGCAUCGAGAUGUCCUUGCCCUCCAUCCGCAACCAGCUGGUCAACCUCAACGCCAGCUCCAUCGCCUGGGCUCGCCUCCACGGCCUCAACAGUACCCUGGCAGCUAUCGCUAACCAGAUGCGUGAGUACCAGAGAGCUGUGAGCAAGGUCAGGCAAAGGGCUGAUGAGCUGGAGGAUGAGAACACGGACCUCACGCAGGACUUGAAUGCACUGCAGCACAAAAUGACAAUGACUCACAGAAAAGCAAACCAUUUAGAUGAGAAUACAAGAGAGACUUAUCAGAGAGGGGAGCAACUCCUGCUGGAUAUCCGGAGUAUUCAGAAAAGCAUUGGAGACUUGGUGCGGCAGAUGGCCCAGUUCGGGGCGGCAAACGCCAGUACCACCUCCACGGAGGAGUUUCGGCAGAAGAUGGCUGAGGUGGAGAGGAUGCUGAGGGAGAUGAAGGAGCGGAAUCUGGGCAGCCAAGAAGAGCUGGCGAGGCGCGAGCAUGAGGAAGCUCAGAAGCUGUUACAUCGGGUGAAGCACGAGUUUCAUUCCCACUGGGAGUCCAACCGGGACCUGGUGAGCAGCAUCCAGGACCGUCUGGCCCAGCACAGCUCCCAGCUGAUGGAUCUCCGCGAUGCCCUCAACGAGGCCGUGAACAAGACCAGGCAGACAGAGGACUUGAACAGUCUGAACCGCAACAACCUGGAGGAGAGUCAGCAAAAGAGCCGUGAGCUCCAGAAGCAGUACGGGCUGGUGCAGGAGACCCUGAGGAUGGCUGAGGACUCCCUGGCCCAGGUCUCCAACUUCCUACAGAAGAUGGAGAGCGCAAAGGAGGAGUACGAGAAGCUGGCAGCACUGCUGGAUGGAGCGAAGCUGCCCCUGACAGAGCGGGUCAAGAAAUUCUCCCCAGCCAGCAGCAAGAUCCCCAUUGUGGAGCAGGCGGAGGAGCACGCCCGGCUCCUGAGCGAGCUCGCCAAGAACCUGUCCAGCAUUAUCCAGGGCACAAACCAAGAUGGCUUUAUCCAGAGGGCGAUUGAUGCCUCCAACGCCUAUGCCAGCAUCAUUGAAGCUGUGAGAAAAGCUGAGCGAGCAGCCCAUGAUGCCGAUGAGGCAGCUGGCGAGGCUUUGAUGAAUGUCAUAUCAGAAAAUCUCGGGGCCAUCUCUAAAGAGCUGAAGAGGAACAGCAGCAAUCUUGAGGAGUCUGUGAUGAGAGAGCAGAGAAAACUCAAUGGAGCUAUUAAAGGCACUCUGCAGACAGCGAAGGACAAGCUGGCCGACCUCCGCACGAAAAAGGAGCAGCUUCUGAACCAGCUGCAGUCUGUGCAAGACAUGCUGGGACGGGACCAAGAGGACACAAAGGAAGAGAUCCAGAAAGCCAAAGCAGCAGCAACAGAGGCCAACGAAACAGCUUCAAGAGUGGAAGAUACCCUGAGCACCAUGAGGAGGAACCUGGAUGAGUGGAAGGACAAGUAUGGAGGCCUUCGAAACGAAGACCUGAACCGAGCAGUCCAAGACGCCAAGAAAUCUGUGUCCAGCCUGGAAAGCACCAUCCCGCUCCUGCUGGGGACGCUGAGCAGCCUGGAGAACAGGAGGAACAAGAAUGCCACCGUGUCAGAGAACAUCGUGCGGAUCCGGCAGCUCAUCACGCAGGCGAGGAACGCCGCCAGCAAGGUGAAGGUACCCAUGAAGUUCAACGGCAGCUCAGGUGUGCAGGUCCGGAUGCCCAGCAACCUGCAGGAUUUGGCAGCCUACACAUCCCUCAAAUUUUACAUCCAAAAUCCUGAGCCCAGGAGCCGGCAGCAACGGCAGGAUGGGGCAGAAGAGGGGCGGUUCGUGUUGUACCUGGGCAGCCGAGAGGCCACUGGAGACUACCUGGGUAUCGUGCUCAAGGACCACAAAGUGCAGUGGGUCUACAAACUGGGUAACGAGGAGCCAGCUUCCCUGACGGUCGAUGAGGAGAUCGGAGAGCAGUUCGCCACCAUCAGCAUUAACCGGAUACUGCAGUACGGGCAAAUGUCGGUGAUUGUGGAAAGGCAGACGGUGCACGAGACCAAGGGAGACAGCGUGGCCAAGGGGGAACAGGGGCUGCUCAACCUCGACCCACACAACGUGGUCUUCUAUGUGGGCGGCUACCCCGCCAGCUUCACGCCCCCUCCCACUCUGCGUUAUCCCAACUACCGUGGGUGCCUGGAGCUGGACACACUGAACGAGGAGGUGGUGAGUCUGUACAACUUCCAGCACACCUUCCAGCUGGACACCACCUCUGAGAAGCCCUGCGCGAGGUCCAAGUCCACAGGAGAUCCCUGGCUGACUGACGGCUCCUACUUUGAUGGUACCGGGUAUGCAGAGAUCAAGUUUGAGAGCCAGUUUGGUACAACCAAGCGCUUCGAGCAGGAGAUCCGGCUUGUCUCCUAUAACGGCAUCCUCUUCUUCCUGGAGAAUCAGGGUCAGUUCCUGUGUCUGGCCAUCCGGGACGGGAAGCUGGUGCUUUACUACGACUUCAGCACAGGCCUGGAGGUGGCAAAACCCAGCAGCAACUCGUCCUCCCUCACCGUCAGCAGCACCACGAACAAAGCGAUCCAGAUCUUCCUGCUGAAGAUGAACAACAAGAAGCGCAUCCUGGUGCGGCUGGAGCGCCUCACCAUCUUCAUGGUGGAGCAGGAGAACUCCCUAGAGAAUGCUGUCUCCUACUACCUGGGCGGCGUGCCCCCAGCUUUGCUACCCCCCAGCUUGAAAGCACUCUUCCCCACGGGUGGGCCCAUCCGGGGCUGCAUGAAGGGCUUGAAGGCCCUUGGCAAAUACGUUGACCUGAAGCGCAUGAACACCGUUGGCGUGAGCUACGGGUGCACCUCAGACCUUUUGGUGGCUCGCUCAGUCAGUGUCCACGGCCACGGCUACCUGACCCUGGCCCUGAAGGACGUGCCAGGGCUGCGGGACUUCUACAGUGGCUUCAGCUUCCAGACGAGCCAGCACGAGGGGCUGCUGUACCACCACGCUACCCAGGAGGGGAUGUGCCAGGUGUCCCUCCAGAGGGGACAGCUGGCCUUGAACCUGCUGGAUACCAAAAUCACCACUGAAAACGCCUACGCAGAUGGCCGGGCCCACUACGUGGCCUUCUACAGUGACAGCCGUGGGGUGCGGCUGUACGUGGACGACGAGCUGCAGGACACCACGGCAGGGGCCAGGCCCAGCCGGCGGCAGCGACGGCAGGAUGCACAGAUGUUAUUCCAGCUCGGGGGCUCGCCAGAGCCAGGUGCCCUCAGCAACCUCACCGGCUGCAUCGCCAACGUCUUUGUCAAGAGGAGGUCAGAGCCACAGAUGGUGGUGGACCUGCAACAGAACGUGGAGAGCAUCAAUGUCACCAUGAGCUGUCCCUGGGGAGAGCAGCCACAGCAGCUUCGAGCUGCCCUGAAGAAGGACAGAAGGAAACCCAAGGUAUCGGGCAAGCCCCUCUCAAAGGACCGCCGCCAUAACCGGGAGGGGCUCUGCCAGCUGCCCCACGCAGAUGAGGGCACCUUCCGCUUUGGGGGCACCCCAAGCAGCCGCUGGGAGUUUGAGGAGAUCCCAGCCUCCUUCAGCCAGAGGUCCCACUUCUCCCUGGAGGUGAAGCUGAACUCCUCCAAUGGGCUGCUCUUCUACGUGGCGGGCAAGCGGGGCACCUUCAUGGCUCUCUUUGUCUCCAACGGCCGCUUCGUCUUUGUGGUGGCUGUGGGCAGGCAGCGCCUGCGCAUCCGCAGCAAAGACAAGUACCGGGACCGGCGGUGGCACACGGUCUUCUUCGGCAGAGACCAGCACCGAGCCCAGCUGGUCAUCGAUGGGCUGCGAGCCCAGGAUGCUGCAGUGGCCACCACAGGGCUCUUCAUGGCCCAGAGCCCCUUCUACGUGGGGGGGGUCCCAGCUGGAAAAGCCAAGGUUCAUGUGCCGGACACAUCAGCCUCCAGCUUUGAUGGCUGCCUGAGGAACCCGCAGCUGGAUGGAAAGCCCCUGGGUGCCCCCUCCUACUCCUUUGGGGUGACGCCAUGCUACGAGGGUGCUCUGGAGAGCGGGGUCUUCUUUGCUGCAGAGGGUGGCUCCAUCAGCUUAGCUGAUGCAGUGGCAACUGGGCAGGACCUGGAGGUGUCCCUGGAGGUCCGUCCCCGCAGCGCCUCUGGGCUCAUCUUCCACAUUGGCACAAGAAGGAGUCACCACCUCCUGCUGUACAUGGAGGAGAUGAAGGUCACCGUGAGAGCGAACACUGGGUCUGAUGAGUUCCAGACAUUGCUGCCGUGCCCAUCUCUCUGCGACGGGCAGUGGCACACCAUCACAGUUACCAAAUGGAAAAACGUCCUCCAGCUCAACGUGGACACGGAACGAAACUACACAAUGGGGCCCAGCCAGCCUCCUGCACCCAGCACAAAGGCGACCUUCUACCUGGGAGGGCAGCCAGCAGCAACAGAGCAGGCCAGCACAGCGCCAUCGUUACCUCCCCUCCCUCACUAUGUGGGCUGUAUGAGGAAUCUGCUGAUCAACCGGAGCCACAUGAACCUGCAGCAAACCGGGACCAUCAGGGGCUCCGUGGGCCUUAGGGGCUGCCCCGUGCUGUAAGUAAGUGCACCUCAGCGUACGGCCUGGCCGACAGACACCGCCCCGCUCCCUGGGCCCCCACCAUCACCUCCUCGUUGCCAUUAGCUGUGGCCAAACGUACCAGACCUGCAGCAAAUGCAGCGCGAGCCUCCAGGCACCAGGCUGGGGCCAAAACCACGGAGGGGCCACGAAUCCAUGGGGAAGGAGGGCAGGGGAGGAAGGUGGAGAGAAGGGGGCACUUUAGAGGCAUUUUUCACAAAUAUAACCAAAAAGUUGGAGCAGGAUGCGGAGACAGCUCCGACUCCUUCCCCAGUGGUCCAGCAUCUGCAACAGGACUCGUGCUGACACGCAGCUCGUGUUAGGAGCAGCUGUCCCUGCCAAACGUGGGCUGAAGCACACAGCAGCUGUGCAUCGUGUCCCAAACCCUGUUCCCCUCACACUGCACGUAGGUUUAGGUCACAGAACACUUGAGGCAGUUAGUAACAGUCACAGGCUGUCUUCUGCUAAAGGCUGGAGGCAGUUUCUGUUGUAUAAUGCAAUUAGGACAAACUGGAUUAAUUCCGUCACUUUUGUGUUUUUAUAAGCAAGGCUGCAUUGAACCCUGCCCCCAAGGUCAGGCUCGGUUCACCUGCUGCCGUUACACAAAUAAAGAGCUCUGCGAGGGGGGGCCUUGGACAAAAUUCUGCUCUCAGAAUUAGCAUCUGCCUAUCAGAUUAAUUUAUAAGAUUUUAAAAAAAGAGGAACAAAAUAGGCUGGAAGAACUGCUGAGCGAAAGCAGGCCGUCACAGCCACCACGGAGCUCUCUGCAGUUACAUUCAGCUCUUUGCUACUACUGACAAAGUCCUGUUGUAUGAAGCAAGAACCUGUUGUUUGAAAGGGAAGUACUGAAGAAAGGUUACCUCUGUCCGGAGCUGCGAUGUCACUUUGCCAUCACCUCCCCUGCCACCAGCUGCCUUCUCCCAUUCAGCCUAACUCACUCCUGUUACAGUGCAGGCUUCACUUGAACACCACACCUUUUCUCCCAAGACACCUAGUUCACUUGUGCACUUACACAUCAUUUAUAUAUUUGUGUGUGUAUAUAUAUCUAGCCACCUGGGGACAAAAUCUUGCUUCUGAAACGGACUUAUAACUUAUAUCAUAUUGUUUUUUAUGAGGGGUAAAUAUUGUAAAAUGGGUUUUUAACAUGUCCAUCUUCAAUGUAAUUAUGACCUGUUUUUAAGUUGUAGUAUUAAAGAUGGUCUUUGUAAAUCACUGGUACAUACUUUGGAGUCAAAUAAAGUUUUAUGUUAUUCUCUUUCA